UCUGCAAACACCCAGAAACCACUGUUAAAGGCUGUGGACUGACACCUCACCGCAAAAUGAGUGAGUAUUUUAAUGGGACUGUGUUCGUGGAACGUCGGUGGUCAGAGGCAGAGAGGUGGCUGAUGGUGGCUGUGUUGGGCCUGGAGAUGGUCAUGGGAGUUGUGGGAAACUGUUUUGUUCUGCUGGUCAAAGUCAUGUGCAGGGGUCAGUUCACCUGUCGUUAUUGGCUUCCUUUCAUCAGUCUCACCUUGUCAGAUUUAGGCUGCUCCUUCCUCAUCAUCUCCAGCUCCCUGUUGGCCAUUUUGAAAAGCGGUCAGAGGUCACCGUGGUGUGAGAUCGUCAGUCUGCUCAAGUUUGCCUUCAUCACUUCCUCCAUAGGGAGCAAAGCUAUCCUUUGUGUGCAACGACUGAUUGGCAUUGGCUCCACAGAAAGUGCUUACUUUGUUGUCAUAGUGACAGCCUGCUUGGCUUCUUGGGUGACAGGAAUGGUGUUUGGGAGCAUCCCUGUCGUCUACGCCUGGAUCAGGUAUGACCCUGCAGAGAUGCUGUGUGCUGUCUUCUGGGAGAACAGCUACUCAGACAUGUUGGUCUACAUUCUCUGUGCCAUCUCAAUCUGUUUCUUCCUCCCUUUCCUCCUAAUCUUCGUCUGCUCCUUACUAAGUGCCACCGGCUGCCGCUCGCGGUCAGACCUGUCUGCAGUCACUCCUCUGCUGGUGGCCUCCUUAAUGCUCUGCUACACUCCCUUUGCUCUGUCUGAGCUGAUCCUCCUGGGCAGGAUGGACCUGUCCCCAGCACCUGAUUGGUUAAGGACGCUGUCAUCAGUGAUGUCAUACCUGGACUGUGGUCUAAAUCCUCUUAUUUACUGCUGCCAUCAAGACUUUAGAGAGGCGGGCCUGGCCCUGCUGUGGACCAAUAGGAAACCACAAUCAGAACCUGUCCUCACUUCUAUCACUAAACAUAACGUGUAAACAGGUAAUGGGUUCCACACUUAUUCCCCAGAAACUUCAAGAAC
Molecule: messenger RNA, 1012 nt
Organism: Etheostoma cragini (Arkansas darter)
Lineage: Eukaryota; Metazoa; Chordata; Actinopteri; Perciformes; Percidae
Product: beta-1 adrenergic receptor
Exons: 8
Coding region: 57-968 (303 amino acids)
Biological process (GO): G protein-coupled receptor signaling pathway
Cellular component (GO): membrane
Molecular function (GO): G protein-coupled receptor activity
Source: RefSeq, a predicted model, not a curated record